This is a messenger RNA of Striga hermonthica, 889 nucleotides long. The record is from the annotation of a GenBank genome assembly. NCBI's taxonomy places the organism in Eukaryota, Viridiplantae, Streptophyta, Magnoliopsida, Lamiales, Orobanchaceae.
CGCCCCAAGUCACGUCCAGUCGCACGCCAGUCGUGCCAGCAAGAGUCCGGCCGUACCCCGUGCUGCUCAGCAAGGCUUGCAGCAGCCAUGCCACGCCCAGUCCCAGCAGCGGCCGCACCCGUAGCCUUAGCAGGCCCGUUGGCCGAGCCAGCGGCCGACCGCCCGGCCACAGCAGGCUGGUGACCGGGAAAUCAAGAAUACCCAUAGUCGUGCCCAGAACACUGAAGGAAGGACCAGAAAAACAGACUGAAGAGCUGCCCAGCAUUUCUCGCGACUCGCGAGUCAAAGUCGCGACUCGCGAGAUGGUCGCGACUCGUGAGAAGUUCACGACUCGCGAGUUCAACAGAGCCGAUUCAAGAUUCUCGCGAGAUGAGUCACGACUCGCGAGUCUAUGUCGCGACUCGCAAGAUGAUGUCGCGACUCGUGAGACUUGGCGCGAUUUACCCCAGAUUUUAAAUAUUUUCGAAGACGCGCGACUCGCGAGAUUCGCUCAGUUCCGCGACUAUCACGCAGAGAGGUUUUCAGGUCAGGGCGACCCCCGUAUCGUCGAUGAAUGGAUUCAGGGGUUGGAGUUUAUCUUCGAAGUUAUGGAAUGCCCUGAUAGAUAUCGCGUAGUUUGCGCUCAACUUCAGCUCACUGGUGACGCGAGGCUCUGGUGGAACGCCUACUGGAGCAUGCGUCCCGGUGAAAAAGUGGGUUGUACAUGGGACAUGUUCAAGGAUCUGGUCCGUGACACGUACUACCCUUCAUACUAUCGGGCAGAGAUGGAGCGCCAGUUCUUAGCGCUUCAACAGGGCACUCGUACUGUCGAUGAGUACGAGCGUGAGUUCACAAGACUUGCAGGUUUCGCACCGGAUCUUGUUCGCACGGAGGCCCAGAGAGCUCAGCG